GCUGAACUUCUCUUCCUGUGAGGGCGGACGUCUGCGCUGCUUAUAAAGCUCUGAGGAGAGCAAGCAGACUUUGCGGAAACCUGGCAGAGCAGCAGUUCUACCUCUCCACACCCAGUAACUGUCUCCUUUCUUCACCAGGCCCUAAGCACCAUGGCUCACAAAGAGUUUCAGACUGCCGGGAAGAAGCCUGGCCUGCAGGUAUGGCGCAUAGAGCAAAUGGAUUUGAAACCCGUUCCACCUGAGCUCUAUGGAGACUUUUACGUCGGAGAUGCGUACAUCGUGCUCUUCACCACCCCAGCUCCUUCCUACAACGUGCACUCAUGGAUCGGAGAUGAAGCCUCCAAAGAUGAGUGUGGAGCUGCUGCCAUUCUGACAACUCAGCUGGAUGACCACCUGCGUGGAGCUGCGGUGCAGUUCAAUGAGUUCCAGAACCUGGAGUCCGUCACUUUUCUUGGUUACUUCAAGUCUGGCAUCAAGUACAAGCAAGGAGGAGCUGCUUCAGGCUUCAAGCAUGUCGUUACCAAUGAUACGGAUAUAAAGCGCCUGCUGCACGUCAAAGGUCGUCGUUCGAUCAAAGCCACGGAGGUGAACCUGUCCUGGAGCAGCUUCAACAAGGGAGACUGCUUCAUCAUUGACCUGGGGAAGGACAUCUACCACUGGUCUGGCAGUGACAGCAACCGCUACGAGCGCCUCAAAACCACUCAGAUGGCCAACGAUAUCCGUGACAACGAGCGUAAGGGGCGCGCUAAAGUACACAUGAUUGAAGAGGGUUCUGAACCUGAUGAUGUCAUUAAGGAACUUGGCCCAAAGCCAGAGCUCCCAGCAGGAGAACCUGAUGUACCAACAGAAAGGGCUGCAAAGAGCAAAGCAUCUCUGUACUUGAUUUCUGAUGCUGCAGGUUCCAUGAAGACCUCCCUGGUGGCUGAAAAGUCUCCCUUCAAACAAGACCUGCUCUCCCAGAGUGAAUGCUACAUCUUGGACAACGGAUCGGAUCAAAACAUUUUCGUCUGGAAAGGACGAGACGCGAACGCAAACGAGCGCAAAGCAGCGCUGUCAGCAGCAAACAGUUUCAUCAAAGACAUGAAUUACUCCUCAAAAACCAAGGUGCAGGUUAUUCCUGCUGGAGCUGAAACCACUAUGUUUAAGCAGUUCUUCUUCAAAUGGUUGGAGGGACAGUCCUCAGGCCAGACUUACACCGUGGGUCACAUCGCUAAGGUGGAGCAGAUUCCCUUUGAUCCCUCCAAGCUCCACAGCAAUAGUGCUAUGGCUGCCCAGCACAGCAUGGUGGAUGACGGCUCUGGAAAGGUCAAGAUCUGGCGUGUGGAAGGAGGAGACAAAGCACCUGUGGACCCAUCCAGCUAUGGACAGUUCUAUGGUGGUGACUGCUACCUGGUGCUUUACACGUAUAAUGAUGGAGGCAGACAGAAGCACAUCAUUUACACCUGGCAGGGCAAGAAGUGUUCUCAGGAUGAGCUGACGGCUUCUGCUUUUCUCACCGUCCAACUGGACGAUUCCAUGGGAGGGCUACCGACUCAGGUCCGGGUCACCCAGGGUCAAGAGCCCCCGCAUCUCGUGAGCUUGUUUAAGGACAAGCCUAUGGUCAUCUACUUGGGAGGGACGUCCCGUAAGGGUGGCGAAAGCAAAGCCGGCAGCACGCGGCUCUUCCACAUCCGCCAGAGCUCCACGAAAGCCACGCGAGCUGUGGAGGUGGAGGCCACGGCUUCGUCUCUGAACACCAACGACGUGUUUGUGCUGAAGUCGUCCAACUCCCUGUUCGUGUGGAAAGGAAAAGGAGCAAAUCCAGAUGAGCUGCACGCAGCUAAGUAUGUCGCCACCCUGCUGGGAGGAACUGCCACCGAUGUGGAUGAGACAAAAGAGCCUGAUGGUUUCUGGUCAGCACUCGGUGGGAAGAAAGACUACCAGACCUCCAAGACCCUUCAGAAGAUGGUCAAACCUCCACGUCUAUUUGGCUGUUCAAACAAGUCUGGAAGGCUCACAGUGGAGGAGGUGCCCGGUGAAUUUACACAGCUGGAUCUGGCAACUGAUGACAUCAUGCUUCUGGACAUUUCUGAUCAGAUCUUUAUUUGGAUUGGAAAUGAAGCCAAUGAUGUUGAGAAAUCUGGAGCACCAAAAAUUGCCCAAGACUACGUGAAUUCUGACCCCUCUGGUCGCAGUGGUAUCCCCAUCACCACCAUCAAGCAGGGACAGGAGCCACCCUCCUUCACCGGCUGGUUCCAUGCAUGGGACGCCAACAUGUGGGACAAGAGUCACGUUUAGUGGAAGCAAGCCAACACCCAAAAAUAUUAGGAGAAAAAAAAAACAACUAACUUCCUCUUAGCGGCUCUUUUGAACGCUUUCAAACCUAAUUCAUAAUCUUGAUGUUGUGAGCUGAUUUUAACUCCUGUACGGGUGUCAGGUAUUACAGUCUCACCGUCAUUCCCAUCAACAUCUCACACCCUGUUUUUGUUGCUUUAGCUGAGAAACUUUAUGCUUGUUUUCAUUGUUUAUUUCAUGCGUUCAUUUAAUUACAUAAUUAUUUUUUGACCCAUUUCUGUCUAGGCCACACCCUCUUGCAUCUUAUCAAAACAACCUUUCCAACACCAAAGGGAGGGUUAAAACAUCAGCAACUCCUCAGGAGGAAUGGAGACGGGUAUUCAUAAGUAGUUUCAGCUCGUUAUUCAACAACAAACAGCUGUACGCAUGAUUCCGUAUUCCAGUCAGAAUUGACAAAGCUCAUCGGAUGAGAAGCGAAAUAUCUUCAAGAAACCAUGGACGUCCAGUGGCCUUCAUUCAAACCCCAAACUGAGAACUUUCACCAGCACAAAGAAGAAAUAAGUUGUGUAAUCUCGAGUAAAUUUAGCACCAAAAUGAAAGAAGAUGGUGAUUAUUUUAUUGUAACAAUGCGUCUUGGAAAACACACUGCAUGUUGUUUUAAAAGCCUGAUUACUGAACCACAAUGUCCCAAAAUAGCCUCUUUCUGCACACAUCAAAGAAAUGAUAAACCAGUCCCUAAUUUUAUUACUGUCACAGAGGAAGAAUGGACAUUUAAUUAACCCUUUGAUGCAUGAAUUAUGAAAUCUUCAACCAUGAUUUUUUAAACAUUUUUUUCAUUCAUCUUUAGGUGUGAAUGAAAGAAAUUUCAUAUUUACAUAUUUUUUGUAACAUUUAAUUUACACAUAGUUUAUUACAUGUCCACCUCAGUGGACAGUGUGCAUUCUGAAUAUGAAAUAUGUUGGCUGGACUUACUGAAGGGACUCAAAUGCAAUAAAGUCUUCAACAGCCGUGCUUAAUAGCAAAAAUAAAUAAAUAAAUAACAAUUUUGAGUACCUGUCCACUGUAGGGACCAUUAUGCAUCAAAGGGUUAAAGAUGUUUCACAGCAAAUAUUGCAAUGCAUAUUUCUGGCUGUCGUUUGAAAAAUAAACUGUUUUUCUUUCA
Messenger RNA from Nothobranchius furzeri (turquoise killifish), 3436 nucleotides. RefSeq names its product scinderin like a (gene scinla). Gene Ontology annotation, cellular component: cytoplasm; actin cytoskeleton. Gene Ontology annotation, biological process: actin filament severing; barbed-end actin filament capping; central nervous system development. The record is from RefSeq and is a predicted model, not a curated record. Gene Ontology annotation, molecular function: phosphatidylinositol-4,5-bisphosphate binding; actin filament binding. Lineage: Eukaryota; Metazoa; Chordata; Actinopteri; Cyprinodontiformes; Nothobranchiidae.